Messenger RNA from Necator americanus (New World hookworm), 279 nucleotides. RefSeq lists its product as uncharacterized. Bases 1 to 279 code for a protein of 92 amino acids. The transcript has a single exon. NCBI's taxonomy places the organism in Eukaryota, Metazoa, Nematoda, Chromadorea, Rhabditida, Ancylostomatidae. The record is from RefSeq and is a predicted model, not a curated record.
AUGUGGCAAAUAUGCGAGGGCUACCGGCUAGAGGACGGAGCCGGCCAAAGAAGUUUGUCAGCCAUCGCUAACAACAUCCAGUGCGCUUGGGAACUCUUAACGUUGGGACGCAUACCAGAAGGAGUGGUGAAGUGGCAGACAGUAUCAGAAAACGCCGUGUUGACAUAUGCUGCGUACAGGAGACUCGCUGGAAAGGCUCCAAAUCAAGGGAAUCAGGCGAUGGCUACAAGCUCAUGUACCACGGCACAUCAAAUCGCAAUGGCUUCGGUAUCAUAUUGA